Molecule: messenger RNA, 1864 nt
Organism: Anopheles bellator
Lineage: Eukaryota; Metazoa; Arthropoda; Insecta; Diptera; Culicidae
Product: serine protease gd-like
Exons: 2
Coding region: 432-1253 (273 amino acids)
Source: RefSeq, a predicted model, not a curated record
UUAUCCGUAUGCAAAUCGGUUCACAAAAGUUGUGAAAGAAGCGUGAAGAAAGAAGAUUGAGCAGAACUUCUCAGCGCCUUGGAGGUUCACUCCUUCCGGCUGAUCGCUCGCCGGCAGCCGCCGGGUUCGCACCUUCGGCGAUCGCUCCGGCGGCUCGGUCUCGGGUCGGCGGGGGCGAGCUAGUUCGCAUUUAAGCAUGUGUCGGUGCGAUUAAGAACUUUAUUCUUCCCCGAGCUCGCCGCCGAAGUGCACACGGCAAGGCUGCUACCCAGGACGGUUUUCCCCGCGGAGCGGAUCGUAUAUAGACAGUGUGUCGGUUGCGGUCGCCCGCCAAAGCAGGUUGAUCGGUGGAUGCAGUUCGCUGCAGCAGUGCUCCCUGUUUUUGAAACACGUUUCGCCCUCCCCAAAAGUUGUGCGUUGAGUCCUCAGUCAUGGUGAGCCACCGUGUCCGAUCGGUAGCGCUACUGUUGGUAGUGCUCGGUAGUGCGGAGUGUGGUUCGGUCGGUAGUGCUGCCCUGCCAGCGUCACCGUGCCCGGCCAUCUUCAGGUACGCCGCGGAUAGUAUCAAGCAACAGAUCUAUGGUGUCGUGGACACGCGACAACAGCCGGUGGAUAAGACCGGCACCCUUGAGUUGCAUCUCUCGAUCGCCGGGGAAUUGCUGUCGAAGUACGUCGGAUCCAUCGAGGCCAUCGAAGACAACGCCCAGAUUACGGAGCAGUUCCGUAAGGGACGCGGAGUGUCGUAUCGGAUCAACUUCCCGGUCCAGGAGCCGCUCCCGAAGCUCACGAAGCUGGUAUUUAACGGGCGCGAACUGUGCACCGGCCCCGGCGACCGUGGAUCCUUCGUCAGCUCGGUAACGCUACGGCACUUCCUGCGGUCCGAUACGUGCAAGGAUAAGUGCGAACCGAGCAAGCUACUGCCACCGAACGCAGCCCCGCUGGUGCCACCGAUCUCGCAGCGACCGGAAACAACGGCCGCUCCGAUCGCCCCCGGACCCGGCUCGGUAGCGACGGCGAAGGCAGACGGGCUAACGGAGACGGGCAGCACUGUCCCGACUAUCCAGCACGAGUACCAGCGAACGAUCGAGCGUAAGGAGGAGACGACCAACCCGCACGGGAACGGCUCGUCGGUGAAGUACAUCCGCGAGGAGAUCACCUACCGCAAACAGGUCAUCACACCGGACGGAACCGGAAGCCUGCAACCGGACGAACUGAAGCUGCCUUCCUUCGUCAGUGGCGCGGGCUUCCAGUAGAUCGGAUGUGCCGGUGCCGGCCCCCUUUGAAGUCUACUCCGAGACACGAGCUGACCGACCGAUCACAGCCGAUCACAUUCUUGCCGACUAACAGAGCAUUUGAAUAAAGUUUAUCUCUUAUUUAUCACAGCCGAAGUCGUGGGUUAGCGCUUGCGGAUAAUGCGACCCCGCUGCGAUGGGGCUCCCCGCGUCGACGUUAAUGAGUCUGAUCAACCAGUUCGCUCGACGCGUGAAAUCAGGUUUUCGUCUCCACGUCUGCGUGUACUUUAUGUGAAUCACCCGUCCGUGAGGCCCGAACGAUAGGAACGAUCGCGACACAUCCGGGGUUUCAGGUGCUCGGAUUUGCUCGGUGUGAUGGUUUCAGAGAAACCACCUGGACUCUACCGAACGAAAUAUAUGGCCACAUUCGAAAGGAUUAAGCUGAUAAGCUGCACCGUACGGUCCAAAGUGUCGGCUCAAACGCAUAGCACAGCGCUCUGCUCAUCCGGCUAAUUUUAUUCCCAUGAUCUGAGCGGCUUCUUUCCGGGUUCGCCCGCGUGUCUUUUGCGUUUUCCGCGCGCGAAGCGUACAGCAUUACGCAAUGUCUUGAAAUUACCGAUUGAAACCUGUUG